GUUAUGCGUUUAAAAUUGAAAAAAAAAAUUAAAUAAUUGAAGGCUGCCGAAAACCAUUCUUAUCUGGUUAAACGCAUUAACAUGACGGUGACAAUGCGAAAAUGUUAUAUUUCAGGUGUAAGCCUAACUUCUCAAUUGGGCAAAAACCCUAAACCCUCUGUCUCAAAUUCUCGUUGCUUUCUCUACUUCCCUGCUCCUGCCUCCACGCGAAGUAACGCAGAUUCUGUUUUUGCUGCCGAUAAGCCUUAUCAAAUGAUGGAUUCCAAUACCCAAAACAACGUGGAGCAGCAACAAUCGGCGCAGAGGAUACAAAUAUACCCUCCCACUACCACUGGAGUUUCCCCCUUUUGGAGAGACAAGUAUGAAAGAGAUGCUAAGAAGUAUUGGGAUCAAUUCUACAGGCGGCAUCAAGAUAGGUUCUUCAAAGAUCGGCACUACUUGGACAAGGAAUGGGAUCGGUAUUUUUGUGGAAGUGGAAGAAAAGUCAUUUUGGAGGUUGGCUGUGGAGCUGGAAAUGCUGUAUUCCCUUUAAUUUCUACAUACCCAGAUGUUUUUGUUCAUGCAUGUGACUUUUCACCUCGUGCAGUUAAUUUGGUUAAGGCACAUAAAGACUUCACCGAGACUCAUGUCAGUGCUUUCGUCUGUGACCUGACUACUGAUGACCUUAGCAAACAGAUUUCUCCUACCUCUAUCGAUGUUGUAACCAUGAUUUUUGUAUUAUCUGCAGUAUCCCCAGAGAAGAUGCCUUUAGUCUUGCAGAACAUCAAAAAAGUUCUCAAGCCAAAUGGUUAUGUGCUGUUUAGAGACUAUGCUGUUGGUGACCUUUCUCAGGAAAGGUUCUCUAGCAAGGAUCAAAAAAUCAGUGAAAACUUCUAUGUCAGGGGUGAUGGCACUCGUGCUUUCUAUUUUUCUAAUGAGUUCUUGACAAGUUUGUUUAAAGAACAAGGACUUGAUGCUGAAGAGCUUGAUUUGUUUUGCAAACAAGUUGAGAAUCGAGCUCGUGAAUUGGUGAUGAAUCGGCGUUGGGUCCAAGCUGUGUUUCGCUUUUCAGAUACUGUAAACUCUUCCCCUUGUUUAGAGGCUCCAACUAAGGUUGAUCUAUGUUGUCAAGAGAAUGUUCAGCCUAAUGCUGAUGUGGAGCCCGUUAAAGAUUUUGCAGUUGACAUGUCUGAAGAUAUGGCCGUCGAAAUGUUUGGAGUUCCAACUACUAAUGAUAAUGAGAUUGUUAAGAUUGAGCUUGGAGGCUGCGAUUUCAAGGUAAAAGUACUAUCCAAAGAGUAUCAGCACACUUGCAAAUCAACUGGCUUGAUGUUGUGGGAAUCGGCUCAUUUGAUGGCUGCUAUCCUUGCAAGAAAUCCAAAUAUUGUUGCAGGGAAAAGGGUUUUGGAAUUAGGGUGUGGCUGUGGAGGCAUCUGUUCAAUGGUUGCUGUUAGAUCAGCAAGCAUUGUGGUUGCCACUGACGGAGACAGAAAAGCACUGGAGCUGUUGACCCAAAAUAUCACAUCAAACCUUAGAUCACCAUUUCUAGCUAAACUUAUUACAAAGAGACUAGAAUGGGGAAAUAGAGAUGAUAUAGACGCCAUUAAAGUCAUGAAUAAUGAAGGCUUUGAAGUUAUAAUAGGAACAGAUGUUACUUACAUUCCCGAAGCUAUUUUACCUUUGUUUUCAACUGCAAGAGAGUUGAUUUCAUCCAACAGAAGUGCUGAGAAGGACCAAGCGCCAGCACUAAUUCUCUGUCAUAUCUUCCGGCGAGUUGAUGAGCCUUCUUUACUUUCAGCUGCAUCUAAAUUUGGUUUUAAACUCGUAGACAAGUGGGCGAAAGGAAGUCCAACUGAUCAGUCUCAAAGCUUAAUCAGCUCUUGGUUUCCAGAGAACAAUUUCGAUGAGCAUAUCCCAACUUCGGCACUAAAUAUCAUGUAUUUCCAGAUAGAUUGAAAGAUAUCUUAGGCUUUCACGUUGAUGAUAAUUUGUCUUGAUUUUGCUUUAAAACAAUUAAGUACUUCAUAUAUAUUAGUAUUAAAUAAAUUCAUAUUUGUAGCUUUGUGUUCCAAUAAAAUUGUACCAAUUUCUCUUCCUGUUUUCAAUAUGAAGAUUUUACAAUUUCAUUGACUUUGUCCUAUGAGGACACAUUAUGCAGGGGUGAAGGAAAGGUCUUUUGUAUAGAGAUUGGCUUUCCAUGAUGUGACUGCAAAAUUUUUUUAUUCGGUUGGUUUCCUGUUACCCUCCAAAACAGUACAUAUAAAGAACAGUAUUCCAAAUGUUG
This is a messenger RNA of Durio zibethinus, 2263 nucleotides long. Its product is annotated as S-adenosyl-L-methionine-dependent methyltransferases superfamily protein. The record is from RefSeq and is a predicted model, not a curated record. Lineage: Eukaryota; Viridiplantae; Streptophyta; Magnoliopsida; Malvales; Malvaceae.